Molecule: messenger RNA, 576 nt
Organism: Neurospora tetraspora
Lineage: Eukaryota; Fungi; Ascomycota; Sordariomycetes; Sordariales; Sordariaceae
Exons: 1
Coding region: 153-428 (91 amino acids)
Source: RefSeq, a predicted model, not a curated record
GGGGGAAGGGAAAGGCCGAGGGAGGAUGUUGGUUGAGUCGGAGUGGGAGAAGAUGGAAGAGGAAUGGGUGAAAGAGAAGACUAGCUGACUUUGCUGGAAUAUGCAGUCUGCCGGCCUUCAAAACGGGGUUUCUUGUGUUGCUUUGCGGGUUCAUGUGUGUGUGGAUGUUCUGGGUUAAAGUUCCAGCGGUUCUGGUCUCGGUCCACGGUAUUUCUGUUUCUUGGUUGGACAUUUCGGUUAGUUCUAUGGUGUCAACGUUUGUUUUCUUUUCAGGUCAAGCUUCUUGUUUCAGCUCGCGCUUUCCUACUACCUGUACGUAUCUCCAUGUUUCUUGUCUUCGGUUUCAUAGGUCUUUCUCUCUAGUCAGAGCCCAACACGUAACGAACCGUUCACCACACGAUAGUAUAGACGCUGGGAUUCAAGUAUAGGCGGGCAGGAGGCAGCUAAAGUGGGCUUGUUCCUGUUUCCAAGCUUGAUUGUCAGCGUCUAUACUAUCGUGAGAUGAACGGCCCCGUUGCAAUGUCGACGCUACAUCUUACACGAAUUUUAUGAUCAUUUCAUAGGUAGCUAACUGAA